Molecule: messenger RNA, 1123 nt
Organism: Dioscorea cayenensis subsp. rotundata (Guinea yam)
Lineage: Eukaryota; Viridiplantae; Streptophyta; Magnoliopsida; Dioscoreales; Dioscoreaceae
Exons: 5
Coding region: 191-883 (230 amino acids)
Source: RefSeq, a predicted model, not a curated record
CCAUCUUUGAACUCAAAGGUCUCCACAACGACGAGUUUUCUCGGUCUCGCGUUGUGCUCUGUUACUCUCCCUGUUCGCCAUUCGAUCCUGCUUUCAAUCCUACUCCGCAUGGCGGGGCGAGAGGUUCGAGAGUACACCAAUCUCAGCGACCCCAAAGAUAAGAAGUGGGGCAAGGGCAAGGAAAAGAUUGAUGAUGAAGAUAUCACGUUCCAGCGUAUGGUUGCGAAGAUGCAGGAGGUUGCUGGUGAACGAGGAGGGUAUCUUCAUGGACGAGGCGGUACUUAUUUUAUUUACCAUCAAAACCUCAAAAUUUCAUCUUCCUAUAAUGUUUUGCUAUAUAUAUAUAUUUUCCCUCAUGCAUUUUACAGCUCUGGACAGUGAUGACUUGUUAUAUCUCAAGGAACAAAUGGAAGCAGAGGAAGAUGCUGAGCGGCUUCUACGGCGCACAGAAAAACGAGCUUUUGCUGCAUUUAAGAAAGCAGCCAGUAUAGCUGAUCAAGCACCAGCGACAUUGCCUCUACCCCUUCGUGUUGAACCAAAGCCAAAGAGUGGCAUCAGGCAGCAAGAUUUGUUAAAGAAUGUCGUAGAAAUUAGACCAAAGCGGCACAGAGUCUCUAGUCCAUCUGAUCAGGUACAAAAUAACAAACCAAGUUCAUUAUCAGACGCUCAACGUCCAAAACCUGGGAAUACCGAUCCUCACACAGAAGGAAAGAUUUCAUGUGCUACAAACUCAGUUGAAGAAGUACAUAAGCUAUCGCCAGUCACCAGUCAGGGGAGGGAUGUUUCUUCGUCAAGACCGACAAUUGCUCAGACUGAAGUUAAAACUGAAAAUUCUGUUGGAGGUUUAUUAGGAUUAGCCUAUGAGAGUUCUGAUGAAGAUUGAAUUGAGGCAAAAUUCAGAUCAAUGUGAAGAAUCAAAAUCUUGUGCGAUUUUUUUCUCGCACAGGAACAAGAUGAAUGCUAGUAGAAACAUCUUUGUUUUUAGGUUUUAAUGUAUUGCAAAAUAUUAUUACUUUAUUGCUUUUUGUUCUGACUUGAGUUUUAGAGAAAUUUGUAAGAAAUGCAUCCAACAUCAAAUGAUGUAAGUUUUGUUGGAAUUGGUUUAAUGCUUGAUAUUUUGUUA